Bursaphelenchus okinawaensis is the source of this 3700-nucleotide messenger RNA. Lineage: Eukaryota; Metazoa; Nematoda; Chromadorea; Rhabditida; Aphelenchoididae. The record is from the annotation of a GenBank genome assembly.
AUGGACGACAACCUUCGAAAAUGUCACUUGUCAGUUGGUGGUAUGACCUGUUCUUCUUGUGUUGCUCAUAUAGAGAAGUUUGUCAGUGGAAAAAAAGGUAUGAAAAAGUUUCUGGAAUUUUAAUUUGAGGUGCUAGUUCGACAGUUUUAAGUUCUAUUAUUUAGGUAUAAGUUCUAUAACAGUUUCGCUGAUGUUCAUGUCGGCUGAUGUUAUUUAUGACAGCCAGGAGACCAAUGCAGAAGAAAUUGCUGAAAUAAUCGACGAUCUUGGCUAUGAAUGCCAUGUUAUUGAUGAAGCCGUCUCUUCUAACCAUAAGCAAAAUUUUUUGGUAGGUUGUCUAUGAUAUUGAGCGUAUUCUGCGUUUAGAUAUCAGGAAUGACAUGCGGAUCUUGUGUAAAACGAGUAGAAUCUCACAUUCUGGCCAUGAAAGGAGUCGAAAGUUGUUUGGUCUGUCUUGCUACAGGUAUUGCAACAGUUGAGUAUGUAAAUUCAAUAAUUGGACCGAGAGACAUUAUCGACAGAAUUGAAGUAAGUUACCGAUGUACAAAAGGCACGCCAAGCUUUUCUAACCUUGUAUUUAGAUUUUCGAAGCUGUAAGAUAUAUAAUUUUAAUGUUUUUCCUGUUUUCAGAGUUUAAACUACAAAGCUAGCGUAGCUUCGAGUGAAGAUAGAUUGGAAAAACUGAGUCAGAAAGCAGAGAUACUAAAGUGGAAGACAUCAUUUUUGGUGUCUCUGAUAUUUGGUAUACCUGUAAUGAUGGUUAUGAUAUAUUUUCAUUGGAUUAUUCAAUCGCCCAUGCAUCCGGAAAGACAAGUUCAUGUUCUGGUUAAAGCUUUGUCUUUGGAUAACUUGGUUUUGUUAAUGUUGUCAACGCCUGUUCAAGUAAGUUAUUGUUCGUUUUUUUGCAUUUACUUAGUUUAAAGCAUAAUAUUUAAAAUGGUAAUUAUAAGUGCAUCGUUAAGUACUGUUGUUUUAGAUAUUUGGAGGUAGAUCGUUUUAUCAACAAAGUUGGAAAGCUGUAAAGACGGGAACGGCCAACAUGGACGUAUUAGUCACAUUAGCCACUUCAAUAUCUUUUGGUUACUCUGUUGCCAUACUUGUUAUAGCCAUUCUGUUAAGUUGGGACUCUAGCCCGAUGACUUUCUUUGACGUUCCACCAAUGUUGUUAGUGUUCAUAUCGUUAGGAAGAUGGUUGGAGCACAAGGCCAAAGUAAGUUAUUAAAAAUUAAGUUAUCGCCUAAUUCUUACUGUUAGUUACUAAAAAAUGAAAGGUAAAGAUUAUGAUUAUGGCAAAAUCUGUUUAGGGGAAGACAUCAGAAGCGUUGAGUAAAUUGAUGUCGAUGCAAGCCAAGGUAGCUACGUUGGUUACAUUGGAGAACGACGAGGUUAAAAGUGAAAAGAGCAUUAAUAUUGAGCUGGUUCAACGUGGAGAUUAUAUUAAAGUACUGCCAGGCGAGAAGAUUCCGAUUGAUGGUACUGUAAUCUCUGGGCACAGUUCGGUAGAUGAAUCUUUUAUCACAGGAGAGAGCAUGCCUGUGGUCAAAAAGACUGGUAUGUUUGUUUUAACGUUCGGUUAUGGGUUAAAUGAACUUAUAGUAUUUCAUGUAUUUUUAAAAAACCAGUUUUUACUAUAUUGGUACAUUACAGGAUCAGCAGUAAUUGGAGGAUCAGUAAAUCAAUUAGGAGCUUUGAUAAUACAAGCUACACACGUCGGUCAAGAUUCUAUGUUGUCCCAGAUUGUACGAUUGGUUGAAGAGGCCCAGAGCUCUAAAGCUCCUCUUCAUCAGACGGCUGAUAAGAUUGCCGGUUACUUCGUACCAGCCGUAGUAAUGCUGACAAUUAUUACCUUCUGUGUAUGGUUGUUGGUGGGCUUGGCAACAUCAACCAGCGAGAACAGAGACUGGGAAUUCGUUAUCAGAAAGGCUUUUGAGUAUGCUAUCACAGUUCUGUCAAUUGCUUGUCCAUGUUCAUUAGGGCUGGCUACACCAACAGCCAUAAUGGUCGGAACUGGAGUUGGGGCUAAAAAUGGAAUUUUGAUCAAAGGAGGUGAAUCUUUGGAAACGGCUCAGCGAGUAAGUAAUUACUUUUCUUUGGCUUUUAUAUUUUAGUUUUUUAUAUUUUUAAGUUCUUAACUGCAUGAUUUCAGGUUAACACAGUUGUGUUCGACAAGACUGGCACUAUCACUGAAGGUAAACCGAGAGUGGUGAAAGUGUUACAGCUGUUAAACGCUGAUCAGUUAGAUUUUAAGAACUUGUUGGCUUUGGUGGGAUCUGCUGAAUCGAACAGCGAACACCCUAUUGGCUCCGCUUUGUCAUCUUUUUCAAAAGACGUAAGAUAUUACUUAUUCCCAUUUGAGUAUUUGUAUUUUUUAAGCUGUGCAAUCGUUUUUAAACUAUAUUUUCUAAAUGUUGCUACCUUUUAGUAUUUGCAAUGUCAAUCUUGGGCGUCAAUUUCUGGCUUUACUGUGUCAGCUGGACAAGGAAUCAAGUGUGAAGUGAGGAAUCUGAACAACGUCAACGGUCAGCUUUUGCCUUCUUUUGAAACAGAUGACAAGAUAACUUUGUCUCCGCAGAAGAAGAUGAUUCAAGGUAACGAGGUCGAGAUAUCUUCUCUGGUUAAUGUGACAUAUUCUGGCGACAACCUGGAUAAUCUUGAAGUAUAUUCUGUUCUGGUUGGCUCUGAGAGAUGGAUGGGGGCCAAUGGAGUGAUAGUUGAUGCUGUUGUUAACGAAGCCUUGGCAAAGGAACGAGAGAAGGGCAAUAUAUCUGUGUUGGUGGCUGUUAAUGGUAGGUAUUAAUUUAGUCUUUGUCCUCUUGACUUGAGUAUUAUAUAUACACUUUGAAUAUUAUGGCAAUUUCAGAAAACGUCGCAGCUAUUUUUUCUAUUGCUGAUCAAGUAAAAAAAGAAGCCAUGGUUACAGUAUACGCCCUUAAGAAGAUGGGUAUUGAUGUUGUUUUACUGACGGGAGAUAACGAGAAAACAGCCAUAGCUACGGCCAAGAAAGUUGGCAUCAAAGAUGUGUUUGCUGAAGUAUUGCCAAACCAGAAGAAGGACAAGAUCAAUCAUCUUCAAAAACAGAAGAGGAUCGUAGCUAUGGUAGGAGAUGGAGUCAACGAUAGUCCAGCUUUGGCUGCCGCUAACGUUGGGAUAGCUAUUGCAAGUGGCAGUGAUGUUGCUAUCGAAAGUGCUGGAAUUGUCUUGAUUAAAGUAAGCGUUUUUGUCAGUAUGUUAAUAUAGAGAAUUUUAUUUUUUUAAUUCUUUUAUUAAAUUUUUAAAAAAAUGUUUUUAUUUAUGGUUUCAGAACAACCUUGUUGACGUUGUUGGAGCUAUCAUGCUUUCGAUGAACACCGUACGACGAAUCAGAAUCAAUCUGUUCUUUGCCUUCGUUUACAAUACUAUUGGUAUUCCUAUAGCAGCCGGAGUAUUCAAACCUUUGGGGAUUUCAAUUCAACCAUGGAUGGCUGCCGCAGCUAUGGCAUUAUCAUCGGUAUCUGUAGUUUCUUCAUCGUUAAUGCUGAAGAAUUUCAAGAAGCCCACCUUCAACAGCUUCUCCGGCACAGCUGAAUACAAGAAGUUCCACAUCAAGGUGUCGCGAUCCCCUACCAAAGCCAAGAAGAUCGAACCAUUAGAAGAUGUUUUCUUGCAUUCAGAUGACGAGAACGACAGUAGCGCCGAAACCAAGCUUUUUGCCACCGUUUAG